This is a messenger RNA of Dunckerocampus dactyliophorus (ringed pipefish), 1428 nucleotides long. Its product is annotated as histone-lysine N-methyltransferase PRDM9-like. Gene Ontology annotation, cellular component: nucleus. Gene Ontology annotation, molecular function: RNA polymerase II cis-regulatory region sequence-specific DNA binding; DNA-binding transcription factor activity, RNA polymerase II-specific. The transcript has 2 exons. The record is from RefSeq and is a predicted model, not a curated record. NCBI's taxonomy places the organism in Eukaryota, Metazoa, Chordata, Actinopteri, Syngnathiformes, Syngnathidae. Bases 98 to 1207 code for a protein of 369 amino acids. Gene Ontology annotation, biological process: central nervous system development; regulation of transcription by RNA polymerase II.
AGAAAGAGGCGGAAGUUGGCAGCGACACGUCAAAGGGACCGCGGACAAAGCGCAAAGACGGCAGUCGAGUCGAGUUGGGGGGGGGAAAAGGUUCAAAAUGUUGAGAGUGUUGGUAAGGGAGCGACUAAUUGCCGCAGCUGAUGAAAUAAUCGGGCUUUUUGAAAGAACGAUGGCUUCGUACGAGGAGGAACUUUCUCGAACAAAAGAGGAGAACGAGCGACAGCGACAACAACUGGAAGCGGUGUAUACGAGUCGACUGCGCGUCAAAGAUGUCCAGCAGCUGAUUGGUCAAGAGGAAUGUCCCCCACGGUCGCAGAGAGAGAGCUCCGCUAUGGAGCGGGAGGAUCCCCAGCCCCCCCACGUUAAAGAGGAAGAGGAGGAACUGUGGACCACUCAGGAGGGAGAGUGUCUUUUCAGGCCAGAGGAGGCCGAUCUUACCGUCGUCUCCGUGAAGACUGAGGACGCUGAUGAAGACGAACCACAGUACGACCUCUUGGCUCCACUAUCGGACAGCGACGACACAACGCCGCGCUCUCCUGAGGCCGAAGACGGGAACGACGCCCGAGAACCCGUGAUCAGCGAGGCAAACUGUGCAGGCGAUGUGAGGACUCACACUGACGACAAACAGUCUCAACUAUCCGAAAAGAAGACAACUCUUGGCAACGGCAACCAAACACAAACGAGAUGUCGAACGGCUAAAAAAAGCUUCAGUCGCUCCGUCUGGGGUAAAAGAUUCUCUCACCAUUCCGCUUUGGUGUUACACACGACACCGCACACUGAAGGAAAAUCUUACAUUUGCUCCGUUUGUGGUGACGCCUUUUCUCGUAAGAGCAAUUUCACUCUGCAUAUGAGAACACACACUGGGGAAAAACCUUUUACUUGCUCGGUUUGCGGUAAAAGAUUCUCUCAAAAGUCCAACAUGGUGUCACACAUGAGGAUACACACCGGAGAAAAGCCGUUUACUUGCUCGCUUUGCGGCAAAGGUUUCUGUCAAAAGACAAACAUGCUGUCACACAUGAGAACCCACACGGGAGAAAGACCUUUUAUUUGCUCGAUUUGUGGCGAAACGUUUGUUCAGAAGGUGUCUUUGAUUGCCCACGAAAGAACACACACGGGCGAAAAAGCCUUUGAUUGUUCAGUUUGCGGUAAAAGCUAUUCCUAUAAGAAAACUUUGGCAGCACACAUGCGGACACACGCUGGGGAAUAAGCAUUUUCCUACACAGUUUGUGCAAAAAGAUUUGCUCAAAAGGUGUGAAAAAUGCAGAUUCCUGUUCACUUUGUGUUGAAACAUUCAUGUGACGUGACACAUGACGGAGAACAAAGGUGUUCCUGGCCAGUAUGUGCUACAACUCCCUAACAAAGUACACAUACUCUUGAUAAUAAACAUGAAACAAAAAUUGUUUGCUACAUUGUUGUAACAAUGAUUAU